AUGAAGAUACGCUAUCUCGGUGACCUUGGAUAUCAACAAGGUAUUGGUCAGGAACUUGGUGUUAGUCAAGCAACGGUAUCUCGGACUGUGGAUAGAGGUGUGAAUAGCAUAGUUGCACAGUCGAACGAAUGGAUCAAGUUUCCAACUACCAAUCAUGAACUGAUGGAGACCAAGCGGAUAUGGCAAGGCAUGUAUAAAUCUCCGACAGCAAUUGGUGUAAUUGAUUCUACAUAUACAGGAAUCCUAAAACCAAAUUGCCAUGGAGAUGAGUAUAUCAACCGAAAAAGGAAACCUACUUUAAAUGUGCAAGCCACUUGUGAUGCCAGAGAGAUGUUCACAAGUGUUGAUGUCAGUUGGCAUGGAUCAGUGCAUGAUUCCAGAAUAUGGAGCAAUUCACAGACUAGAUCACAACUAAUAAAUAAAGCAAAUGUUGUACUACUUGGCGAUGCCGGUUAUGGUAUUGAGCCAUGCCUUAUGACUCCAUUCAGAAAUCCUACUUCAGUAUGUUUGUCGCGUAAGUUGGAAAAUGUGCCGAAAAUAAUUAUUGCUUAUAUUGUACUCCAUAAUGUUGCGAAGAGCUUGGGCGAUCCUGACUUUGAGUUAGUUGAACAACACCCAGAUGAAGAUGAAGAAAAUCAUGAGAAUGACGUACUUCCUCUCCGCCAACUAGGUCAAUAA
Messenger RNA from Acanthoscelides obtectus, 678 nucleotides. The record is from the annotation of a GenBank genome assembly. Lineage: Eukaryota; Metazoa; Arthropoda; Insecta; Coleoptera; Chrysomelidae.